Messenger RNA from Aspergillus pseudonomiae, 3641 nucleotides. RefSeq names its product transcription factor domain-containing protein. Lineage: Eukaryota; Fungi; Ascomycota; Eurotiomycetes; Eurotiales; Aspergillaceae. Gene Ontology annotation, molecular function: DNA-binding transcription factor activity, RNA polymerase II-specific; zinc ion binding. The record is from RefSeq and is a predicted model, not a curated record. Bases 315 to 3467 code for a protein of 1050 amino acids. The transcript has 3 exons. Gene Ontology annotation, biological process: regulation of DNA-templated transcription.
AAAAAUAGAAACACCUAAGGCAUGGUGGCUCUGUACAGGUGAACCAUAUACUACUCCAUAGAGCAGAUAUGAAGAUGGACUAUCUUCAUAAAAGCCUGCUCGACGCCUCUCCAAUUUUGAUAUUCAUCCUCUGUGACAGUGCCUGUUCAAGUGAACGGUAGAGGAUACGCUUUCCACUUUGAUAUUAAGCUCUGUCGUCUGCAACUGCUUUUCUACGUCACCAUUGUGCUUUGCUUCAAACCUUCUUGUCAUCGACUAGCCGUCAACUCGUCCUUCAGUUGUCCCAGUUUAGUCGAGACUGUCAAUACAAAGACAUGUCAAGCGCAAGGGCUUCGGCCUCUGGCCCAUCCACUAGGGAGGACAGUUCUUCUGACGCGUCUGAUUCCGAAUCGCCUGUUGAAGAAACGACCCGUAGAACCAAGUCGUACCAGAGAUCACGCUCAGGCUGUUUUACGUGUCGGGCCAGGAGAAAGAAGUGUGACGAGACACGCCCGAUUUGCAGAUCGUGUAAAAAGCUUGGACUCAAAUGCGACUAUAAACCCCCGAGGUGGUGGCCCAACACCGAGAACCGGCGAAAGCAGAGGGACAGACUCAAAGAGAGGGUCCGUCAAUCGAAGGUUAUGGAGAAGGAAGGAACUAUAAAGGAAUAUGAGGACCGAAUUCGUGCACUCGUGGAGAAGCCAUCCAUAGGAAAUGAUGAUGGCUUCAGCAUUUCGAUGUUUGGUGAACAGCCUAAUCUUUUUGCAGCGCCUGGUUCAGCUCCCAUGGUCCCAUUCGAUAUGAGCGUUCAAACCAAUACCCAGGCUUUCAUCAACAAUGUGCCGUUCAAUCAAGGACUUCCUUUUCCUGCAUACAAUAACUACGGUGGUGUGCCGAACCCACAGAUGCUUCAGCCCACGGCCCAGCUUCCGCAGAUGACCAGUCCACAGCUUCCUCUUCCACAGCUUCAGCUACCAUUCCAAGCUCCGAAUAUGCAAGUUCAAGCACCAAAUGAUCAGGCCCAAACAGCGACUGCGCAGUUCCAUGUUUCUGAAGAGCAGUUGCAGCCGCCAAAUACACAGCUUCAGUCAUCAGCAGACCAGGUUCAACCAGCUACUACCCAGCUCCAGGCACCAACCGAUCAGACCCAGUCAGCCACUGCGUUUCAAUUGUCAACCGGACAAGCCCAGCCGGCUGUCGCACAGUUUCAGGCUCCUACACAGCAGUUCCAGUCACCAGCUCCGCAGCUUCAAACGCCAACUGAUCAUGACCACUCAGCGGCAACGCAGUUUCCAGCCCCAACUGACCAGUCGGCUACUGAAUAUCAAUUGCCAGCCGAACAGAUCCCGUCAUCGGCCGCACAGUUUCAGGCCCAUGGAGAACAUUUCCAGUCUUCUACUCCGCAGCUUCAUCUACCCGAUGGACAAUUCCAGUCGUCUACUGUAGAGUUUCAACCACCCGUUGAUCAGGCUCAAUCGUCAACCACACGGUUCCAAGUCCCAGUUCCCCCAGAGCAAUUCCAGCCCUCUACUCCGCAACUUCAAUCUCCAGUUGAGCAGCUUCAGUCCACUUCGCAGACCCAUCCACCUGCGGAACAAUUUCAACCAUCCGCUGUGCAUCCCCAACCAACAACGAACCAGAUUCACUCAGGGAAUGCGCAGUUCCAGCCACCGGUGGAACAAUUUCAAUCAACUGCGCAAACUCAGCCAUCGACUGGGCGAUUCCCGCCAGGAAAUACUCACUUUCAACCGCCAGCCGAGCAGCUUCAGAUACCGAAUACUCCAUUCCUACCAUCGGCACAGUUUCAGUCACCAAAUCCGCAGUUCCAGCCAACAGUUGCACCAUUUCAAGCGACAGGCUCUCAGUUCCAGCCACUGCCUGCACAAUUUCAGGUCCCAGGAUUUCAGUUUCCCCCGCCAAACAUGCAACUUCAAACACCUGCUUCAAACCCAAACAUGCCCAACAAUAACUGGCUCCAGAAUAACGCAAACUAUGCUCAAUCGUAUAACCCUGCCGGUCCGUAUCCGACCUACAACGCCAUGGGUGCCCCAGGCCCUAUGUAUCAGAACGUACCGUUGUCGUCAAGCCUGCGAAGUUUGAUAUCUGUAGAAGACCGUGACCGACCACUUCUGGACCAUUUUGUCGACAAUGUUCUGCGGUUAAUCUUCCCUGUUAUCGGGGUGCAUCAGGGAGGUGCUUCCUAUAUCGAUGAGAUAUUGAAAAUAAUGCAAGGCAAUCGCUCUUACCUUCAUUGCUGCCUCAGUGCAGGCGCAAUCCACCUGAAGACCAGCAUGGGAAUGGAGGAUCAGAUGGACCAUGACAUUAUGCAGCACCGUUAUGCAGCGAUCUCGCAGCUUAGUCGUGUCUUGAGCCGUGGCAGCGGCCACAUGCAGAUCUUGGAUGCAACACUUGCAAUGAUCCUGUACCACUGCUCCGUGGGAACGACAGAUGAUUACUUGCCAGAUGUCUCGUGGACCACCCAUUUCCAAGCAGUGACAAGCAUAGUUAAGAAGCUCAACUGUGCGCCGAGUCAAUUCAACAUAUCUCUUAUAACAUGGAUAGACAUUAUGGGCGCUACCAUGCAGGGGAAAACACCGGAGUUUUCCCAUACACACCGCACUAAGCAUUUGAGCGCUACUCAGUCUGGCCUCCAACAGCUGAUGGGAUGCGACGACCGUGUCAUGUACCUUAUCUCGGAGAUUGUGUGUCUGGAAGCCCUGAAGAUAGAGACCAACAUGGAUGAGUUGACUAUCUACAGCCAUGUCUCUGCGCUGACCGCUCAGAUUGAUUUCACUGAGCCAACCGAUCGGAGUCUUCAACCACCCUAUGAUGCCAGUGGCGCCGUCAGGCAAGAUAUGUUGACCAAAAUCAUAACCACCCUGUACCGCAUCGCGGCCCGCAUCUAUCUAUUCAGCCUGACGCCCGGAUUUGAUUUCAAUGAGCCUUCUGUUGUCAGUCAAGUUGCGCGUGUGGCAGAGAUUCUGCAAUAUAUGCCAUCAGGGCCCAAAGGAUUUGACCGCUGCCUUGUGUGGCCGUUGUUUAUUGUCGGAGUACAUUCAGUGCACACCAGUGUGUUCCGGAAAACAUUGGCUGAAAGGGUCGCGGCUUUGGGUUAUAUGAGCGAGUUUGGAAGCUUCGGUCGGAUGUAUCGUGUGCUGAAAGAGAUUUGGAAAGAGACAAAGCCGAAACCAAAGGGCAAGGCAAUUGCAAAGGGGAAAGGGAAAGCGAAUGCGAAUGCGAAAGGGAAAGGGAAAGCGAAUGCAAAUACAAAUGCGAAGGGGAAAGGGAAAGCGAAUGCCAAAUCCAAGAGGCCGGUCUCUGACUCGGAUGACUCAGAUACCUCUGAUGAGUCUGACUUGGAGUCGGACGAGGAAACUCCAGCACUUGCUAGUAGCUCUACAGCUGCUGGAAAGGACAAGCCCGGCGAGGACAAGCCUCAUUGGCGGGAAAUCAUGCGACGCAAUAAAUGGAAUUACCUACUGAUGUAGAGGCAUAACGCGGCCUCAUGGAUAGCAGACGAUGAGAAAACGACAUGGUUCACCCUGCGAAGGGACAUCAGGUAAACGAUAUGCAGCCUGGUUGCUCGACUUACCCACAGGAGGAACAGCAGCGCUAUUUGACUUGUUCGGCUUUUGUCAUUGUUGCUCCCCUUCCUCAGCCAC